UUGCAGCGUGAAGCCACGCAACAGUCUAUGUUUUGUCAGAGCUCCUCAGCUCAGUCUCCUCGAUCGGCGUCUGUCCUUUUCUCUUGCAAGUUCGUUUCGCUUUUUACUGUUGAGUAUUGUCUUCAACUUCGCUGAUCCUUUGAUUUCAGCCGUUUCUCAGACACAUGCUGAAUACUACCAAACUCCCUUCUCCGUCCGUCCCACGUCUACGGGAUAUAGACCUUCACCUUGUCGAUGCCGUUAUUCUCCACCUAUGCCUGGCGUCAAAGACGUUUCGCUGGAAAAGCAGCCAACACUAUUUUCAUAUGCAACAAAAUAGUUAGCUGAUUGAUGAUUUAGUUCAAAAUGGCGACUGUCAACGUGAACAGAGAAAUCGCGGAUGUCUACUACCGCUACAAGAUGCCAGCGCUUCAAGCGAAGGUGGAGGGGAAAGGGAACGGAAUGAAAACGGUCAUCGUCAACAUGGUGGCCAUUGCGAAGGCCCUUCAUCGUCCGCCAUCAUACUCUACGAAAUAUUUUGGCUGUGAACUGGGCGCUCAGGUGCAGAUGGAUACGAAAAAGGAGCGCUACAUUGUCAAUGGUCCGCAUGAUGCAGGAAAGCUGCAGGACAUGCUCGAUGGCUUCAUCAAGCGAUUUGUCCUGUGCAAAGAGUGUGGAAACCCAGAGACUAAUUUGGAGGUGUCUCGCAAACAGACCAUCAAUCAAAUCUGCAUUGCGUGCGGCUAUCGCACUGGCGUCGACAUGCGCCACAAACUCACCACCUUCAUCUUGCGGAAUCCGCCCAACCCCCCGUCAUCUGGCAAGACGAAGGUAUCGAAGAAGAAUUCCUCGAAAACUCCGCCUGCCGAGGGCACGGACACAUCUGCCAUGGCUAGCGAUGCUGUUCCACGACCUUCUGGCAGCGGGUCCUCCGUGGAUGGCAAUGUCGAUGAUGACGAUUGGUCUGUGGACACCAGUGCUGAUGCAGUGAAACAACGCAUGGCCAGCAGUUUAACUACUGCUGCAGCUACUCUUGCUAUCACAGACGACUUGGAACUGCCCGAGGACAAGCGCUUGGACCUGCUUGAAGCCUUCAUUGCUAAGGAGAUGAAAGGCGGCCAGCUGGCACCUGACAACGAGUCCGUUUUCAAAGAGUCGCGGCGCUUGGAGCUUGUAGAAAAGACUGUUCUCCUUGUGUGUGAGGCGGUCUUAAACGCUAAUGCUUUGGACCAGCUCAAGACGUAUUCCAAGCUCUUUUUGCAGUUUCUCCGUGAGAACAAGAAAGCACAGAAACACUUUCUGGGUGCUCUGGAGAACCUGGUAGGGAAACGCCAUCCCGCUCUGCUCAACCGUGUUCCUCACAUCUGGAAGAUGAGUUAUGAUCUGGACUUGGUUGAUGAGGAAGUCUUUCUUGAAUGGGAAGGAAAGGUAUCAAAGCGCUAUGUCAGCAAAGAAAUGUCCCAGACCAUCCGGGACCGCGCCACACCCUUUCUGAAAUGGCUGCGCGAGGCAGAGGAGGAAGAGGAGAGCGACGAUGAAGACGACAUUGAGGUGGUCUACACACACAAGAGCCAAGCUCAAGUCGAGAAAGAAGAGCGUCAGAAGAUCAAGACUGCUGCUGCUGCUGCAGGCAAUGAUGAUGGUGGUGAUGAUGAUGACUUGGACAUCGACAACAUCUAAUUUCCGGCUGUGCGUGCAUGCCAUUACAUGUUUUCGCUGUGCAUAGGUUGGCCCUGUCGAUACAGUGCUGUAGGACAUGAUUGUAUCAUUACUUCGAAUGCAGUGUAGCAAUGAAUACCCCUAUGCUUUGCUUUGUAGUAUAGUAAUUCUGCAUCAGUGACAUGUGUGUGUAUCUGCUGUUUUGUUUGUUUAAAUAUGAACAACUACGAGUCUCGUACAAAACUUAGUACUUCUGAA
This is a messenger RNA of Sycon ciliatum, 1896 nucleotides long. Its product is annotated as eukaryotic translation initiation factor 5-like. The transcript has 9 exons. Gene Ontology annotation, molecular function: GDP-dissociation inhibitor activity; translation initiation factor activity; eukaryotic initiation factor eIF2 binding. Bases 346 to 1659 code for a protein of 437 amino acids. NCBI's taxonomy places the organism in Eukaryota, Metazoa, Porifera, Calcarea, Leucosolenida, Sycettidae. Gene Ontology annotation, biological process: formation of translation preinitiation complex; translational initiation; formation of cytoplasmic translation initiation complex. Gene Ontology annotation, cellular component: cytosol. The record is from RefSeq and is a predicted model, not a curated record.